AUGGGGCAGAAGACCUGCCAGGUGUUAGCGGACUUCGUGACGAAGCUGGCGGAUGGCACCUUGCAGGGCGCGGACGCUUCGUGGCCGACGCACGGAGCGAUUCUGGUCUUCAUGCCCGGUCUCAUCAACGCCUUAGCCCGCCGCAGCUCCGCUUUCAAAGCGCUGCCGCUGCACGGCGCACUCUCAGGCGAACAGCAGCGCCGAUGCUUCGAAACCUUUCAGGUGCGCAAGGUCAUUGUGGCCACCAACGUGGCGGAAACCUCGGUGACGCUGUCCGGACCUUGGAGCGUCAUUGACACCUGCAGGGAGCGGCGGCUCACGCGGGAACACGGCCACAGCUCCUUGGCGCCGGCCUUGUUGGAACGCUUUUGCGCUAAGGAUUCCUUGCAGCAACGCAGGGGCAGAGCUGGCCGGGUGCAGAAGGGCGUGUGCUUCCGCUUGGUGCCACGUGGAUUGGGCGGCAUUUGGUUUUUUGUGGGUAGCUGA
Molecule: messenger RNA, 486 nt
Organism: Durusdinium trenchii
Lineage: Eukaryota; Dinophyceae; Suessiales; Symbiodiniaceae
Source: the annotation of a GenBank genome assembly